This is a messenger RNA of Eruca vesicaria subsp. sativa (arugula), 228 nucleotides long. The record is from the annotation of a GenBank genome assembly. Lineage: Eukaryota; Viridiplantae; Streptophyta; Magnoliopsida; Brassicales; Brassicaceae.
AUGAAAGCAAGCAAACCAGCUGCGGGAAUGUGUUCUCGGUGCGGUCGUGGUGCAAGAAUCGCUGACAUGAAGACUUCGACGAGAGGAAGCAUGGAGAAGGCUCCACAUCACCGGCACAACAGAUUCAAAUGGUCGACAAACGAGUUCCAAAACCGGCUCUCUUCUCUCCGUGGGACAAGAGGACAUGCAUAUGAGAGAGGGAUGUCCAUAUGGCUUGCCACAAGAUAG